CGGGCGCCGGACCCCCAGGCGGAGCGACAGGUCUCGGCCCCCAGGCGGAGCGGCGGGCACCGAGUCACCAGGCACGACAGUGGGCUCCGAGUCAACUGGCAAGACUGCGGGCACCGAGUCGUCUGGCAAGACUGCGGGCACCGAGUCGUCUGGCAAGACUGCGGGCACCGAGUCGUCUGGCGGAACAGCGGGCAUCGAGUCAACUGGCGGAACAGCAAGACUGCGGGCACCGAGUCGUCUGGCAAGACUGCGGGCACCGAGUCGUCUGGCAAGACUGCGGGCACCGAGGCGUCUGACAAGACUGCGGGCACCGAGUCACCUGGCGGAACAGCGGGCAUCGAGUCGUCUGGCAAGACUGCGGGCACCGAGUCGUCUGGCAAGACUGCGUGUACCGGAUCAGGUACCGGAUCAUCUGGAUCAACAGCGGGCAUCGAGUCAACUGGCCUAAUAGGAUCAUCAGGCUGGAUCAGUUCAUUAUGCUGGGUAGAGGCAUCCGGCUGAGUAGAGGCAUCAGGCUGAGUAGAGGCAUCAGGCUGAGUAGAGGCUUCAGGCUGAGUAGAGGCUUCAGGCUGAGUAGAGGCUUCAGGCUGAGUAGAGGCUUCAGGCUGAAGAGAGGCAUCAGGCUGAACCACAGAAGGCAGGUUCUCAGACGGCAGGCUCACCGGUUUGGAUACUGGCAGGAUGGUACUGGUUGGAAAG
Staurois parvus is the source of this 699-nucleotide messenger RNA. Lineage: Eukaryota; Metazoa; Chordata; Amphibia; Anura; Ranidae. The record is from the annotation of a GenBank genome assembly.